Oryctolagus cuniculus (rabbit) is the source of this 1431-nucleotide messenger RNA. RefSeq names its product splicing factor U2AF 65 kDa subunit. NCBI's taxonomy places the organism in Eukaryota, Metazoa, Chordata, Mammalia, Lagomorpha, Leporidae. The record is from RefSeq and is a predicted model, not a curated record. Gene Ontology annotation, molecular function: RNA binding.
AUGUUGGACUUCGAUGAGUACGAGCAGCAGCUCAAGGAGAAUAAACAAGACAGGGACAAUGAGAACCAGCACAGGAUGAUCAGUCACAGCAGCUCUCAAAGCUGGCAAUACAAACUCCAGAGCUGGGACCUGCACAACCUGGCCAGCCAGAGAAGUGACAAGCAGUGGCCAAGCAAACCUUUGACUGGAAUUGCUAAAGAAAAGCAUGGUGGAUUGUCCCAUUACCCCUGGUCCGAGAACAAGAAGGUCCCUAAAUAUUGGGAGGCCACCACCUGUUCCGAGCACAUCAUACCAAUGCAGUACAAGGCCAUGACAGCUGUGGGUCAGAUGCCAGCCAUUACUCUUCUCACCAUAUCUCCUGCCAGUCUGGCAGUGACCCCAAACCCAUUACAGAUGAUUGGAAGACAAAUGGCUCCACAGGCCCAGUGCCUCAAUGUGGGCAGCUUUCCCUGAGGCAUCACUGAUGAGACCAUGACUGAUUUCUUCAAAGCUAAAACACCCUGAGGGGGUUGAUGAUGUCUGACCCAGGCCCCAGGGCCACCCAGUGUUGCCUGUACAGAUGAACCAGACAAGAAUUUCUGGAGUUCUGAUCAAGUGAACAACACUACUCAGGCCAUGACCUUCUAUGACAACUUCUUCCAAGAACAGUCAUUGAUGAUCUUCAGGCCUCAGGACUAUCAGCCACUGUCUGGGAUGUCAGAAACCUCUGUGUGGGUGCCUGGCGAUGUUUCCAACGUGGUCCCUGACUGUCCCCACAAGCUGUUCACUGGGGGAUUACCCAACUACCUGACAUUGGUGAUGAACAGGGGCCUGGUAAAAGGGCUGCUGACAUAGUUCAGACCUCUCAGGGACUUCAACUUGGUGGAGGACAGUGUCAUGGGGCUCUCCAAUGGCUAUGCCUUCUGUGAGUUCAAGUUCAUCAAUGUAAGGGAUGAGGCCAUGGCGGGGCUGAAUGAGAUGUAGCUUGGGGCUAAACUGCUGACCCAGAGGGGAAGGGUAAGAGCCAAGAAUGCCACCCUGAUGGGCCCUGCCCCAAGCACCAUCAAUCAGCUGCCUAUGACCCUCCGAAUGAGAGGCUUGGUGAGCUCCUAGAUAUGCAUGGGUGGCCACCCAAGCAAGGACCUAUACCUCCUAAAUAUGGUGCCGCAAAAGCUGAUGCAUGACUAGGAGGAUGAAGAGAUUGUACAGGAUAUACAGGUUGAGUUUAACAAACUUGGGCUUAUCAAAAUCAUGGCAAUGACUAGCCCUGUGGAUGGUGUCCAGGUACCGAGCUAUGGGAAGACCUGUGUGGAGUUAACCUCUAUGUUUGACUGCCAGAAAGCUAUGCAGAGUCUGACCAGCCAGGAAUUCUGUUCCAGGUGGCUGGGGAGGAGUGGGAGCAGAUCUGGGUCGGGGCUCCCCCAACUCCCCAACCCCCUUUACUUUCUCUGA